Molecule: messenger RNA, 2062 nt
Organism: Cajanus cajan (pigeon pea)
Lineage: Eukaryota; Viridiplantae; Streptophyta; Magnoliopsida; Fabales; Fabaceae
Gene: CYP86B1
Product: cytochrome P450, family 86, subfamily B, polypeptide 1
Molecular function (GO): monooxygenase activity; iron ion binding; heme binding
Source: RefSeq, a predicted model, not a curated record
UUCCCCCACAUUCCUAUUCCUAUUACAAAUUCAGCCAAGAAAACUUCCCCAAAGUGAACACCUUCACACAAAACCAGUGCAAACAGUUUAUCAUACCCAAUUGCCAACAUUUCAGCUCACCAAAUCAAACUGAUUAUGCAAAACUAAGCACGCCAAGAAACACAAGCCAUGCAAUACACCACUUCAUAUAACACACAUGACCAACACCACCCUUCAAACAUAACUAAGACCAUGCAUUCCCACAUUCCCUAUCAUUCCAACACCAUGACCAAACCAAGAACCCUCAAUCUCAGCCUCUUCCUCCUCCAAGACAUCCAAAUUCUGGAGAUUCUCAUUGCACUUCUUGUCUUCAUACUCAUCCACUCCCUGAGGCAAAAGAAGCACCAUGGCCUAGUCACUUGGCCUGUCCUUGGAAUGCUUCCUUCUUUGGUCACAGGACUCAGAACCAACAUGUAUGAAUGGAUCACCGAAGUUCUCAUAAAACAAAACGGCACGUUCAGAUUCAAAGGGCCAUGGUUUAGCAACCUCAACUGCAUUGUCACCUCGGAUCCUCGCAACCUCGAGCACCUUCUCAAAACCAAGUUCCCUCUCUUCCCCAAGGGAGGUUACUUCAGGAACACAGUUAGGGACCUUCUAGGAGAUGGCAUAUUCAAUGCAGACGACGACACGUGGCAGAAGCAAAGAAAAACAGCAAGCAUCGAGUUUCAUUCAACCAGGUUCAGACAAUUAACAACAGAAUCAUUGUUCGAACUUGUCCACUAUAGGCUCUUGCCUGUGUUAGAGGCAUCGGUUAAAAAAUCUUUUGCCAUAGACCUACAAGACAUUCUCCUGAGGCUAACUUUUGAUAACGUUUGCAUGAUAGCCUUUGGUGUUGAUCCAGGUUGUUUGCGUUUGGAUUUGCCAGAGAUACCAUUUGCCAAAGCCUUUGAGGAUGCAACAGAAGCCACGGUGUUUCGGUUUGUUACCCCCACGUGUGUUUGGAAGGCCAUGAGGCUUCUCAACUUGGGGGUGGAAAGGAAGCUGAAGAAGUCCAUAAAAGGGGUUGAUGAGUUUGCUGAGAAUGUGAUUAGGACUAGGAAGAAGGAACUUUCCUUGGAAUGUGAGGGAACGAAGCAGAGGUCAGAUUUGUUAACCGUGUUUAUGAGGCUGCAGGAUGAGAAUGGAAGACCCUAUUCGGAUAAGUUUCUGAGGGAUAUAUGUGUGAACUUUAUAUUGGCAGGGAGGGACACUUCUUCUGUUGCUUUGAGUUGGUUCUUCUGGUUGCUUGAACAGAAUCCUGAAGUGGAGGAGAAUAUACUAUCAGAUAUAUGCAGGGUGGUGAGUCAGAGGAAGGACAUAAAGAGGGAAGAGUUUGAUAAUUCUUUGAGAUUUAGGCCUGAGGAGAUCAAAAAGAUGGAUUAUUUACAUGCUGCUUUAUCAGAAGCUCUAAGAUUAUACCCCUCUGUGCCUGUGGAUCACAAGGAGGUAGUUGAAGAUGAUACAUUCCCGGAUGGAACAGUGCUAAAGAAAGGGACUAAAGUGAUCUAUGCAAUCUAUGCAAUGGGAAGAAUGGAAGGCAUAUGGGGGAAGGACUGCAUGGAGUUCAGGCCAGAAAGAUGGUUAAGAGAUGGAAGGUUCAUGAGUGAGUCAGCAUACAAAUUCACUGCUUUCAAUGGUGGACCUCGUUUGUGCUUAGGCAAAGAUUUUGCAUACUAUCAAAUGAAAUAUGCUGCAGCCAGCAUCAUAUUCCGCUACCGUGUGAAGGUGGUGGAGAAUCACCCUGUGGUGCCUAAGCUUGCCUUAACUAUGUACAUGAAGCAUGGAUUGAAAGUUAACCUCUACCAUAGGGAUGCUACACAAAUUCAAAAACACUUGGAGGAUGGCUUGAAAUGAACAAAUAAUGAUAUGGUCACUAGUAGUAAUCUUUUAUUUAUUUUUUUUUGGUUUUGUUUUCUUAUAUGGGGCAUGAAAGUCAUUAUUUAAGAUGUUUGUAAGUACAAAAUGAUAAAGAAUCAAGGUUUGAUACAGUUAGUGCUCGGAAAAUACUAAAUAAUGGACGUUUAUGUUGAUUGGUUAUUCCGGA